AUGUCGCCGGACCCCCUGUCGGAGCCGUGGCUAUCACUGCCCUCCCGGCAGCAUGUGAGCCACCAGAUGAAGUACAUCGAUGCAAGCUUCCAUCUCUUCCACGAGUUGGUGAAGCGUACAGACUCCCUGGUCGCCGGCGACGUCAGGUGGGGCCGGAUGGCAGCCUCGGUGGAGACCAAGAUGCAUGCAAGGGAGGCCUUGGUCAACAGCUCGGACGUGUCUGCGGAGGUGGAGGCUUGGGAGGAGGUGAUGAAUGGCAUGGUUGCCACCAUGAAGACCCGGUGCCUGAAGCUCUUGGUGCGGCUUUGGCUCUGCUGCUUCCUGGGCUCUCGGAAGAUUGAGUCCUACUUCCACAAGAAGGGCUGGCUGGACGUGUUGAACACGCUGAACGGCUUCGGCCUUGGUGCCUCAGAUGUCUUCGUGAAGCUGGUCAGCAACAACGCGGAGCUCGCCAGGACGAUUGAUCGAGGCACGCUUCUCAAGCUCCUGGAUCUCAUCCACGAGCUGGGCCCGCUGGACACCUGGUUCUACUUCCUCAAGGCGGUGUGCGCUCCGUUGCAGACAGCGUUGCCCAUCAUGCAGCAGACCGUCCUCAGGUGCCUGGUCUUCGGCGGCCAGCGCACGCCGGUCGAGGAAGCGCGGGUGGCGGAGCGGAACCGGCGCGAGCUGCUGAUCUCCGUGGCGCUGGGCAGGGCGCUGGCGAUGCCGCUGGGCCAGCUGCCGCUGCACAUCGUGCCGCUGGAAAAG
Molecule: messenger RNA, 747 nt
Organism: Effrenium voratum
Lineage: Eukaryota; Dinophyceae; Suessiales; Symbiodiniaceae
Source: the annotation of a GenBank genome assembly